AUGGAAGGGAUUCGCUAUGCUACAGUUAGGAUGCAGGCGAGAGAAUUCAAGCGGAACGAUCGCCCUGCACUGGGGACGAUCGCCCUGCACUGGGGACGAUCGCCCUGCACUGGGGACGAUCGCCCUGCAUGGGGACGAUCGCCCUGCACUGGGGACGAUCGCCCUGCAUGGGGACGAUCGCCCUGCACUGGGGACGAUCGCCCUGCACUGGGGACGAUCGCCCUGCAUGGGGACGAUCGCCCUGCACUGGGGACGAUCGCCCUGCACUGGGGACGAUCGCCCUGCACUGGGGACGAUCGCCCUGCACUGGGGACGAUCGCCCUGCACUGGGGACGAUCGCCCUGCACUGGGGACGAUCGCCCUGCACUGGGGACGAUCGCCCUGCACUGGGGACGAUCGCCCUGCAUGGGGACGAUCGCCCUGCAUGGGGACGAGGAGAAAAGCAGCAUGCAGUCUCAAUCUGGGAUCGUGGACGUGGUUGAUCUGCUGUCCGGCCCCAUCUGGCACAUCAUCUUCCGCCACCUGCUGCUGGGUAGCUCCUCCGGCGCACCACAAGAGGGAGGAGCAGGCAGCGCCUCCGGCGCAUCACUUCUUAGUCGACUCAAAAAGAAUCUGCAGAGUCUGGGUAACUCCUCGGGCGCAUCACAGGAGGGAGCAGGCAGCACCUCGCCGGGUGCCACUGGGAGUGGACUUCUGAGUCGACUGAAAAAGAAACUGCAGAAUUGGGGUAAUUCCUCGGGCGCAUCGCAGGAGGGAGGAGCAGGAGACGCGUGCUUCGGCUCCUGCUGGCCUCUGCUGCGCUGCGCCAUGGUCUGCAAGAGGCUCCUCCACCAUGUCGCCUCCUUCCCCGAGUUCGAGCCCAUGAAGCUGACUAUCAACUCCGAAGACCCCGCGCUCACACGUCUCUCGGGAACGCUCUCUGUCUUCCUCACGCACGCGCCUCACACGCCCCUCAAUGUCGUUCUCAGCAGCCCCCAGGACCUGCACUGCCUCGGCCGUCUCUUGGGACCCUCUGCGCGCUCCCUCACAACCUUGUCCCUUGAGCACAAAGAAAUGAUCCCUUGGAGGCAGUUGCUGCUGCAUUCAGAAUUUCUGGGGGAGUUUGAGCAGCUGCAGAAGCUGGUGCUAGGAAGCCGUGGGAUUUGGAAAUUAGGCAGCCUGAAUCCAGCAAUGUUCCAAGCCUUAAGGAGUCUGAGCAUCCACGAUUUCGAGUGCGAGAAAAAUGCUCUGCCCUUUCUUUCAUCCGUCGCACCGCAACUGCAUGAAUUCGCUCUCGCCUCCUCCAGCUUCGGCUCUGCCUCUGCCACCCUCACUCUCGAUUUCAAGCUCACCGCUGCUCGAUCUAUCACAGUCUGCUUAGAGCAACAAGCGCUCCACCUCCGCUUCGCCCUGCCUGCCUCUUUGAAGUCCUUUUCUGCCACUGCGGCGAGUCUCAACGUGGAUUGCACAUGCAACAGCCGGCUCUCUCUCGACUCGCUCUCUCUCAUUGGCCGCUCGCAGCUUCUCGUUUCUUCACUACCAUUGGCUGCCGCCAAAUCCCAUAGCGCCUACAGUGGAGAUGCUUGUAUUGAGGUACGGCUGGCCUCUGGAGGGCAUGCGUGUGGAGUGGAGCCGCCUUCGUUGCGUUUUCAUCGGUGUAGAGAGGUGUGGGGGGAUUAA
Messenger RNA from Closterium sp. NIES-65, 1659 nucleotides. Lineage: Eukaryota; Viridiplantae; Streptophyta; Zygnematophyceae; Desmidiales; Closteriaceae. The record is from the annotation of a GenBank genome assembly.